This is a messenger RNA of Pecten maximus, 5876 nucleotides long. RefSeq names its product thrombospondin-2-like. Gene Ontology annotation, molecular function: protein binding. Lineage: Eukaryota; Metazoa; Mollusca; Bivalvia; Pectinida; Pectinidae. The coding region runs from base 552 to 1190 and encodes 212 amino acids. The record is from RefSeq and is a predicted model, not a curated record. The transcript has 7 exons.
UCCUGCUGCCUCGGUUCCUGGUCUAUAUUUUACAGAGAUUGGUAGAGUCGGUUCUGUUAAGCGUUUGAUGUGGUGGAUAACCCUACCAGACUCUGUGGUUGGUCAAGUUACCAAUAUCGAACUUCCUCCAACGAUUUGAAUUGUAGUCUUAUUCAAUUAAGGUCACCAUUGUGUGUCCGUGGUUGCUUAGUGAAAACAAUAGUGUUUGUCUACACGGCUAAGUAACACGGGAGGUGUGUACUGGUGAGACGACGGCUCGGAGAAACUAUAUGUCUGGAGAAAUCCUGCCAUCGGUUCAGGGAAUUAUUGAUACAUUGUGAGUGUGAUUUCAUACAGGGCGAAUGUCCAAGUUAAUAGGAGUUCGUCUGCCUAGGUGGUGAAGCUGACACGGUGUUCACGUCCAGUGGAUCAGACACAUCGCUGACCAGGACCACGCCUACGAAGGAUCACCCCAACACAGUAUGACAUAAAACAGGAAAUAUUCUCAGAUGUAUGAACAACUGGAUGUACUGUCAUCCGAGGUCAGAAGAAAAAAAGAUACAUGACGAGUGAUGAAUGUUAGCUGCCUACUACUUAUCCUAGUCACACUAUAUGAAGUUUCAGACGCUGUUGUCUUCGGUGGAUGGGGAGACUGGGGUGAAUGGUCUGAGUGUUCAGUUACUUGUGGAUACGGGACUAUCAAGCGGAGCAAGGUCUGGCUAAAGGAGGACGGAACCGUCUUCAACUAUACCUACAUAUCAUUUGAUGAGUGCUGGACUAAGACGCCGUGCCCAAUAAACGGUGCCUGGAGUGGAUGGACAGCUUGGAGUCCAUGUACAGUGAUGUGUGGAAACGGAACUCGAGCUCGAACGAGGCUAUGCAAUUCUCCGGAGCCAAUUAACUUUGGAGAACCCUGCGAUGGGGAUCCUUUAGAAGAGUUUGGCUGUAACGAACAGGCAUGUCCAGAUUUGCCGCUAAACUUCAACAUGGAUGUAUGCAACAAGACAACAUUUGUGUGUCACAACGAGUUACAGUGUGUAGAGGAUUCACGGCAUUGUGAUGGGGACCUAGACUGCCAUGACGGAAGUGACGAAAAGGACUGCUACCUAUACCUCAGUAUGAAUAGUAAUGAUUGUGUUUACAUAUCAAGCCAGUCAUUGGCCCUAACAGUGUUGGGACUACUCUUCACAAGAACUCUACAAUAUUCCUGACAUCGGUUGAGUGUAUGGAUCAACGGAGAACACUGUCCAUUAAACAAUUGUGAUAUUAACAGCGAAAGUACGUGACAGUUACUAUUUUUAGAUACGUAACGUAACUACUUUUAGGACUGAAUACAUGAAAAAACCCAUCUUAUUUAAUAUUGUGAUAAUUGUAUAUAUUGUAUACAUUGAAAAUUAUAUUUCACUCUGGUAAGUGAAAACAUCAUUACGUGUGAGAAUUAUCUAAAGUUUUGUAUAUCGUCUAAAGUUAUGCGAUAGUUUAUGGAAUAUUGUUAGUCAUACAUUCACCAUAAAAGGCAAUCAUGUUUAAUUGAUUUUAUUUAACGUUACAAAUGUGAUUAGAAGAUGUAUUGUCAUUUUUGUUACGUGACAGGAUAAACACAUUAUCAACGAAAACUAGAUAUUUUGCACAUUGGGAUUUCUUUUCACUAAUUUCCAUUGAGCCAUGAGAAAACGCAUAUGCAGUUAUGUAUUACUCGUUAUUAUCAAAUAAGUACAUGUACCUAUAUCUCGUUUCACCCAAGUAUUGUACUUGUGUGGGUUGAUUAUAUCGACAUUCAUAUACUAUAUAGUAACAUCAAGACCACUGGUACAAAGUUGAUUGAGAAGAACGAUACAUUGUUGGGUCACAGUAGUCUAAUAGUAAGACACAUGGCUACGUGCCCAACAGGUCGCUAGUUCGAGUCUCGGUAUGGUGGUUCAGUGUUAAGAGACAUGGCUACGUGACAGAAAGGUCGCUAGUUCGAGUCUCGGUAUGGUGGUCCAGUGGAAAGACACAUGGCUACGUGACCGACUUGUCGCUAGUUCGAGUCUCGGUAUGGUGGUUCAGUGUUAAGACACAUGGCUACGUGACAGAAAGGUCGCUAGUUCGAGUCUCGGUAUGGUGGUCCAGUGGAAAGACACAUGGCUACGUGACCGACUGGUCGCUAGUUCGAGUCUCGGUAUGGUGGUUCAGUGUUAAGACACAUGGCUACGUGACAGAAAGGUCGCUAGUUCGAGUCUCGGUAUGGUGGUCCAAUGGAAAGACACAUGGCUACGUGACCGACUGGUCGCUAGUUCGAGUCUCGGUAUGGUGGUUCAGUGUUAAGACACAUGGCGACGUGACCGACGGGUCGCUAGUUCGAGUCUCGGUAUGGUGGUCCAGUGUAAAACACAUGGCUACGUAACCGAUGGGUCGCUAGAUCGAGUCUCGGUAUGGUUUUCCAGUGGACGGACACAUGGCUACGUGUCCGAUUGGUUGCUAGGUCGAGUCUCGGUGCAGUUUUCAUUUUGAACUCCAUUGUAUUCCAGUCGACUCGAAAUGUAAUAUGUCAGUUGUUAGCGCUAAACUAGAAACUCCAACUGUAUGCUUCUCAGGGAGUUGCGAAUGACAUGUGACGGUUGCUAAAGGCCCGAUAACGUCGAUUGCUUUGAGGCGGCUAUAGUGCUGUGAUAAAGUGGUGUAAAACUGAAAAGCAUCAUUAUAAAUGCGCAGUAUUACAGCGUAUUCAGUGAAAUUCAAUUUACAGGAAUUGCUACCGGUAUUUCAAAAUAUGUUUCGAAAUAAUCCACGUCUGUGCGACGAUUUUCUAGUCAGUUGCGACACUGAUGACAUCAGAUGAAUCGACAUGUAUACGCUUAUUCAAGUACAGGUGAUAUGACAUUAAGUUAAAACUUGAUUAUAACAUCAAUUCAAGAAUAUAGCUUUUACGCUUUCAACUUUGAAUACGAUGGACACUUUGCGCCUAGGAAUAUGAUGGACACUUUGCGCCGUGGAAGUGAUGGACAUUUUGCGCCGUGGAAUGUGAUGAACAUUUUGCGCCUUGCUUGGACACAGUAAGAUAAACUUACCACAUAAUAUUAUUAAGUCAAUUGCUUCAUUUUAAUAUACGAUGUAUAAUUUAAUAUUAAUUAAGUGUUGGUUAAUUUAGAUUUUAUCAUCGGAUAUAUAUCGUUUUUGUAUGAUACAAGAAUGGACAUAUCAAAAACAAGAAUAAAGUAUUCAUUAUAUAUUUAUUAAUGUCAGUACGUAAGACAUGCGUAUCUGUUAUUUCGAGAAUGUAGAAAUCCCAGUGUACUACCAAUUGUACCAUUGUUAUUUGUUUAUUGAAUUUUGCAUAGUUUGUAUAAGUUUUUCAUACAAUGUACGUAAAAUUGUGGGAUUUUAACUACGCAAGACCCACAACUGAUCAUGAAUAACUGAUAUCAGAUUUUUAUUUUAAAAAUAACAUAAAUUGAAAGUUAUACAUCCAUUGCAUAAAGAAAGGUUGAAGCAAUACGAAUGGUAAUUUGUGACCAAUCAAAUUUUUGGUGUAAGUACACUCUUUUGUUUAAUUCAAAACGGAAAUGCACAUUUUUUUUAACAAACAUCAGAAAUAUACUUAGAUAAAAGAAAUUGAUGAUAUACUGCCAGUAGUAUAUGAUUUACAUGCAACACGGAAUAAUGAAGUAGAAAUUGGAUGAGGCAAUUAUUUUACAAACAAUAUACAAACAUAUACAGUGAAAAGUGUAUUGUGAUAUUUCUUUUAAAACAUAUUGAGUAAAAUAAAUGUACAAAUUGUUUAUCACGAUAUAUUUUGCGCAUUUAUACUUUUAAUGCAAAGCUACUUAAUAUAAGUAAAUAGGUAUGGACUUAAAGCACAAUGGAAUACCAGUUAAAACAAUAAUGUUAUACGUGAUAAUAUAAUAAUAGACAGAAACUAUAUAACAAUUGUUUGUAUUAUUUUUGUUAAGUAGGAAAGAAGCAUCUAGCUUACUGUAAAUCACAUAUAUUUUGCGUGGGAUUUGUUUUCGCGUUCAUUCGUGGAUAGUCAAUUGCGAUAUCAAAUCCUUCCGGAUUAUUUGUACGAAAAUAAUACCUGUAUGACGGCCAAACUAUCGUUGCCAAUAUACAUAAUGUAGUAGUCUUCGACGAGGCCAUGACUAAAAAUUAAUCAUUCGCGAUUGUAAAGUCAUUUCGAGAUCAGCAUUCGUGUCAUAUAUUCGCGAAUAUGUCUAAAGAGAUAAGUUCGCGAAAUGAAGUAUUCGCGAAAUCCAAGUGAUUUACAGUAUGUAGAAUACCACUUAACAUUUUUGGAUUCAAAAAGAUCUUACUGAAAACGCCUGCAGUAUACACAUAAUUCCAACUAUAAACAUUUUCUCGAAGUUUCAGAUAAAUUUCAGUAUUAAGCUUCAAAAUAUUGAAACGUGUUUAGGUAAACACUGAAGAUAAACUUGUAUUUUUAAGGAAAGUUUUCACAUGGGUAUUGGCUGGCUAUGAAGCUCCCAUUUGAGAGAAAGCCGUUUUUGAAGUUAACACUGUAUGUAUUUCAUAACAUGUUAUACAUCCCAUCCAUUUUAUCGUCAUUGAAAAUAAUACAUUGGUAGAAUUCGUAUACUUCAUAAAUUGAUCAUUUGACGAUAUACAGUAUGUCCUGUCAACUAAAAUAAAACCAUUAAUUAGCAUUGAUAGUGAUAGGAUCAUACAUAAUCAUUAUAACGAUAACGACCUAAGUUGGAGAUGAUUGAUAAAACAAUACUGAACAGUUGUAGGGUGUACAAUACAAACUAUAUUUAAUUAAUAAGUAUAAGAUAAUUACAACAAAAGUAGCAAGUUAUCUUUGACGUCCUUGUCUGUCUGGAUAUGAUUAUCUUUAGAGCCAAACUCAUUCACGGAAAAAAUAGUAAGUACACUGUGUAUUGACUGAUGUUAUUUGUUCUAUCUAUUCUGUCUAAUUUAUUUACGUUACGGUGAACAUUAACAGGUUUCUACAAACAAUUUCCAUUCUUAUUUUAUGUAAAUCUUACAUAAACGUGAUCACCCUAUUAUUUGUUUACGUGUCGCAUCGCCAUGUUAACAAAAAGUACGAAGACCAUUUAACGAAAUUUGAUUUUACGUCGUUUGUUUUACGAUGAAUAUGAACGUUCAUUACGUGAUAACGACAAUUACAUGUAGGAGGUCAUAUAUGUUUAUUUGUAAAUAUGAACGUUCUUUAAGUCGUAACGACAUUUGGUAGGUCAUAUCUGUUUUACGGUGAAUAUGAACGUUCAUUACGUGAUAACGACAAUUGGUGGGUCAUAUCUGUUUUACGGUGAAUAUGAACGUUCAUUACGUGAUAACGACAAUUGGUGGGUCAUAUCUGUUUUAUGGUGAAUAUGAACGUUCAUUACGUGAUAACGACAUUUGGUAGGUCAUAUCUGUUUUACGGUGAAUAUGAACGUUCUUUAAGUCGUAACGACAUUUGGUAGGUCAUAUAUGUUUUACGGUGAAUAUGAACGUUCAUUACGUGAUAACGACAGUUGGUAGGUCAUGUCUGUUUUACGGCGAAUAUGAACGUUCAUUACGUGAUAACGACAAUUGGUAGGUCAUAUCUGUUUUACGGUGAAUAUGAACGUUCAAUAAGUGAUAACGACAAUUGGUAGGUCGUAUCUGUUUAAUUGUCAAUAUGAACGUUCUUUAAGUCGUAACGACAUUUGGUAGGUUAUGUCUGUUUUAUGGUGUACAUGUCCGGUUAUUACGCGGUAAUUCCACUAAUACACGUACACGUUUACAAAUAAGCAGACUUUAAUAUUAAAAGUUAUAUGUUUUCAUUGCAUCAUGGAUAAUAUACAUGUAAUUGUAUGCUACAUUCCCUUAUCAUAAUACUAUAUAUGCAAUUUAUGCUAAUAAUGUACUUGUUAUAUUCAAAUUGAGAUAAAUAAUAAAAUAUCAUACAUAUA